AUUCAGUGCGUAGCAUUGCGGAAGUGAUACGUUUUGCAAAGUGUCGGCGAAAUUUUUUUUUCUAUUCUUGUGAAAUCUUCAAUAGUGCACCAUGCCGAAAGAAAAUUUAAAAGAAAAACUUGAUGGCAAUGAGUUAGAUUUGAGCUUGAGCAAUUUAACAACAGUUCCAGUUAAAGAUCUGGCUGAGCUGCCCAAAGCAACACAUUUAGACCUGUCAUGUAACCUCCUGGCUGACCUGCCGGACACUUUCUGUACACUGACCCACCUUGUGAAGAUAGACCUCAGCAAGAAUCUAUUAACCAAACUUCCAGAUGACUUUGGUAACUUGACUCGGCUCCAGCAUCUGGACCUGCUGGGUAACAGACUUACAGUGUUACCAGUGAGCAUGUACCAGCUCACUAAACUCAAAUGGCUCGAUUUAAAGGACAACCCGUUGGAGCCUGAGCUGAAGAAAGUUGCAGGAGAUUGUUUGGAUGAGAAACAGUGCAAGAAAUGUGCCACGGAUGUUGUUGCUCACAAUAAACUUAUUCACAAUGCAAUACAGAAGAAAUUGCAGGCACAGCGAGAGGAAGAGAGAAAGAAGAAACAAGCAGAAGAGGCUGCACUAGAGGCAGAGAGACUGAGAAUUGCUGAGGAGAAAAAAAGAAAGAAACAAAACAAGAAACAAGCUCAGAAAGCCAAAAAACAAGCCACACCCGAAAGACAGGAACAAAAACCAAAUGAACCAAUAGCAUCAUCAAGUAAAACAAAGCAGAAGGCAACAAAGAAAGGUGACGGAGGAGGUGGUCAGUGCUGUAUGAAGUUCCUGUUUUGGCUCUUCCUCGCUCUAGGCCUAGUCCUGGCAGCUCUUACAACCAUCCUUGUCUUCUGUCAGAACGAUCCAAAACACAACUUUUGUGAAGUGAUCCAGUUUGAAGCAAAGGUGGUUCCUUGGACUAAAACUAAUGUUGUACCACAUAUAGAGAAAGUUCAGGACACAGCUGUUGAUUUGGGAACAAAAGCAAAGGUUUAUGCAGAUAAAGGUGUUGUGUGGGUACAAGAAAAUGGGCCAAAGUUUGUUGACUUUGUAAAGCAGGAAUGGAAUGAUGCUAAAGAAUUUGUACUUGAAAGGUACAGAUCUUUCACAGGUGAGGAUGAAAAAACACUGAAAAAAGAAUCUGCAUCCUCAAAGAAACCGAAACCAACCACUACCACCACACAAAAACCUACCACCACUACCACCACACAAAAACCUACCACCACUACAACCACGCAGAAACCUACAACCACACAGAAACCUACUACUACAACCACAACAACCACUACUACUACAACCCAGAAACCAACCACAACUACCACCACUCAGAAACCAACCACAACUACAACCCAGAAACCAGCCACGACUACCACCACUCAGAAACCAACCACAACAACUACAACCCAGAAACCAACCACGACUACCACCACUCAGAAACCAACCACAACAACUACAACCCAGAAACCAACCACGACUACCACCACUCAGAAACCAACCACAACAACUACAACCCAGAAACCAACAACGACUACCACCACUCAGAAACCAACCACAACAACUACUACUCAGAAACCAACCACGACAACCACCACUCAGAAACCAACCACUACAACAACAACUCAGAAACCAACCACGACAACCACCACUCAGAAACCAACCACUACAACAACAACUCAGAAACCAACCACGACAACCACCACUCAGAAACCAACCACGACAACAACAACUCAGAAACCAACAACGACUACUACCACUCAGAAACCAACAACGACUACUACCACUCAGAAACCAACCACAACUACUACUACUCAGAAACCAACCACAACCCAGAAACCAACCACGACAACCACCACUCAGAAACCAACCACGACAACCACAACCCAGAAACCAACCACUACCACCACAACUCAGAAACCAACCACAACUACAACAACUCAGAAACCAACUACAACUACUACAACACAGAAACCAACAACGACUACAACUCAGAAACCAACCACAACUACCACAACCCAGAAACCUACGACUACUACUACAACUCAAAAACCAACUACUACUACUACAGCUCAGAAACCAACAUCUACCACCACACAGAAAACAAAAAGUGAGAAGCCAGUAGAGAAAGUAGAUCCUAAAAAAAUAAAUGUAGAUUCUAAAGAAAAUGAAAGGGUUAUAAAAGGAGGACAGAGGGUACAUGACCAAGAACUGAAAACAGAUGAGAAAGUUGUUAGAGGCGGGCAGCAGAAUAAACAAAAUUGAUAAACGUAGUUUUUAGGUUUAAGUUUAUUUUGUUAAAGAUAUUAGAAUGUUAAGUUAUGCCAGUUAAGAUUUUAAAAAAAUGCGUGAAAGCUUUAUUUUAAGGUGAAAUUUUGUAAUCAAAUGGAGAUAUCCUUGUGAAACUUUGCUUGAAACACCAUUUUUACUGAGUUCAGUAGGUGGAGCAAUAGGGGUCAGUAGUAUAAUCUCCGGAUGAGACAAAUAUUUGCUGUAUAUUCUGCAGAAGAGCUGUCUUUCAUAUGCUGCAAUUACUUUGAUAUAGAGAACAAAUUUAUACUGGACUGGUAAGGACUCCAGGAACACUAACUGCUGUUACAUACAUGUAAGUGAAAAGGGCCAACUGCUGAAAAAUCUUUGUGGAAUAUUCCAAUUUUUAGCACACUCGAGCAUAAAGAGAUCAAAUGAGCCGCGCUAUGAGAAAAUCAACAUAGUGGCUUUGCGACUAGUAUGGAUCCAGACCAGCCUGCGCAUCCACUUUCAAACCCUAUUGCAAUUAGAGAAACAAUUUGCGAACAGCAUGGAUCCUGACCAGACUGCGCGGAUGCAAAGCCACUAUGUUGGUUUUCUCAUGGCGCAGCUCAGAUAGAAAAUUGUACUUUUUGCAGUGAUACAAACUUCAAUUUUUUACUUUCCUUAUGAUAAAAUAUAAAAAAAAAUUCAGCUAAUACUAAUAUCAGGCCCAAGUUUUGAUAAACUAAGUUUGAAGACCAGUCUAGAAUGCUGCAUUACUAUUGGUUGAUUUUUCUUAAAACAGCCAAUCAGAUGAUGGAGUGUUGAGAUUGGUGUCCUAACUCGAACUUCUAAUUUCAGUUUAUCAGGGCUUGACUUUUUCAACUCAUGCACCGGAUGUAAUAUUCAGAAAGCAAUAAUAUUAUUAUGACCUCCUUGCAAUUUUUGUGUUGCUUGUUUUGUGCUUUUUACAGUAUAAGUAUUUGUAUAUGUACCAGAUGUAUCACGAGACUGCAGUGAACAAGGAUUUUAAGAUGAGGUAUUCAAUACUUGACUGAAACUACUGUAAAAUCAUUUAUUUUUGUGGGCAUGACAUUUCUUAGGUUUUAACAAAAAAUGACUAUUUCAUUGGCGGAUGAACAUGUGGAAUAAACCUUUUGAAGCCCGCCCGCUUAGCUCGCUUAGGUAGAGCGUUGGUCUACAGAUCAAGGGGUCGUGAGUUCGAUCCUCAGGCGGGGCUUAUGUUCUUCGUGACUAUUUGAUAAACGACAUUGUGUCUGAAAUCAUUAGCCCUCCACCUCUGAUUCAUGUGGGGAAGUUGGCAGUUACUGGCAGAGAACAGGUUUGUACUGGUACAGAAUCCAGGAACACUGGUUAGGUUAACUGCCCGCCAUUACAGGACUGAAAUACUGUUGAAAAAUGGCGUUAAACUCAAAACAAACAAACAAAACCUUUUGAAUAUAAAAUUAAUGGGUUUUGUGUUGUUAUUUUUAGCUCGACUAUUCAAAGAAUAGUCUAGCUAUUCUACUCACCCUGGCGUCGGCGUCGGCGUCACACCUUGGUUAAGUUUUUGCAUGCAAGUACAUACAGCUAUCAUUUAAAGGCAUAUAGCUUUGAAACUUAUUUAUUCUUUUUCUAGGUCAGUUACCAACCUCACUGGGUCAAGUUCCAUAACUCUUAACAUGUAUUUUGAGCAAAUUAUGCCCCCUUUUGGACUUAGAAAAUUCUGGUUAAAGUUUUACAUGCAAGUUACUAUCUCCAAAACUAAUGCAGAUAUUGAAUUGAAACUUCACAUGUGUCUUCGGGGUUAUAAAACUAGUUGAUAGCACCAAGUCACAUAACUCUGACCUUCAUUUUGGCCAAAUUAUGCCCCCUUUUGUACUUUGAAAAUUUUGGUUAAAGUUUUGCGUGCAAGUACAUACAGCUAUUACUAAAAGGCAUAUAGAUUUGAAACUUAUUUUUUCUUUUUCUAGAUCAAUUACCUAACCCACUGGGUCAAGUCCCAUAACUCUGACAUGUAUUUUGGCCAAAUUAUGCCCCCUUUUGGACUUAGAAAAUUCUGGUUAAAGUUUUGCUUGCAAGUACAUACAGCUAUUACUAAAAGGCAUAUUGAUUUGAAACUUAUUUUUUCUUUUUCUAGAUCAAUUACCUACCUCACUGGGCCAAGUCCCAUAACUCUGACAUGUAUUUUGAGCAAAUUAUGCCCCCUUUUGGACUUAGAAAAUCCUGGUUAAAGUUUUGCAUGCAAAUACAUACAGCUAUUACCAAAAGGCAUAUAGCUUUGAAACUUAUUUAUUCUUUUCCUAGGUCAGUUACCAACCUCACUGGUCAAGUUCCAUAACUCUUAACAUGUAUUUUGAGCAAAUUAUGCCCCCUUUUGGACUUAGAAAUUCCUGGUUAAAGUUUUACAUCAAGUUACUAUCUCCAAAACUAAUGCAGAUAUUAAAUUGAAACUUCACAUGUGUCUUCGGGGUUAUAAAACUAGUUGAUAGAAUCAAGUCCCAUAACUCUGACAUGUAUUUUGGCCAAAUUAUGCCCCCUUUUGGACUUAGAAAAUCCUGGUUAAAGUUUUGCGUGCAAGUACAUACAGCUAUUACCAAAAGGCAUAUAGCUUUGAAACUUAUUUUUUCUUUUUCUAGGUCAGUUACCAACCUCACUGGGUCAAGUUCCAUAACUCUUAACAUGUAUUUUGAGCAAAUUAUGCCCCCUUUUGGACUUAGGAAAUUCUGGUUAAAGUUUUACAUGCAAGUUACUAUCUCCAAAACUAAUGCAGAUAUGGAAUUGAAACUUAACAUGUUUCUUCGGGGUUAUUAAACUAGUUGAUAGCAUCAAGUCCAAUAACUCUGAUAUGCAUUUUGGUCAAAUUAUGUCCCGUUUCGAACUUAAAACUCUUUUGAUAUUUAACAUUUUGGGUAAUAAUUUCCUGCUUCUGUGACAAUAUUUCGAAUAGUCGAGCUUGGCUGUCUUAUGGACAGCUCUUGUUAAAUUAAAUUUCAUCGAUUGACACGACCAUGAUAUCCACAAAAAUUAGUCCCCACGAAUAUUCAUGAUUUUGCAGUACCUAAAAAACCGGGUUUAUAACUUAUAUUAUCAGUUUUAUUUUCUCUUUUAUUUACAGCACUACUACAAAACUAGGUCAUUUGUUUACAUAACCUGCUGGAACAGCAAACAUAUUCUGUCACGAUCCUUACCAUGAGAAAACCAACAUAGUGGCUUUGCGACCAGCAUGGGUCCAGACCAACCUGUGCAUCCGCACAGUCUGGUCAGGAUCCAUGCUGUUCGCUUUCAAAGGCUAUUGUUAUUAGAGAAACCGUUAGCGAACAGCAUGGAUCCUGACCAGACUGCGCGGAUGUGCAGGCUGGUCUGGAUCCAUGCUGGUCGCAAAGCCACUAUGUUGAUUUUCCCAUGGCGAGGCUCAUAUUCUGUCAUGAUCCUUGCUUUACACUGGAAAUUGCUUUUAAAAUUAAAAUGCUUGUUUUAUAAUUAUGACAAAAUGACAUAAUGUAAAGGGUUUGGUCCUGUCGAGUAAAACUCCAAUCUUGUGAUCAGCAUAACUCAUCAAGAACUUUACAAGCGAUGUAUAUAGAUUCAUCAAAGCUAACGUAUUUAUACUGUAAAUAUCAUCUGUUGAAAGAUUAGAAAUCGAAUUUGAAAGAUGUUCUUCUUUUUUCAAACUAGAAUUCUAAGUUCUAGAACUGUGUAUUUCUUUGUUUAUAGAUAAUUUGGUUGUGGGAAAAGAUCGUAGGUGAUUUUGUCUAUCUACGAUUGUGUAAAAAAUGUUUCAGGAAAUAAAUCGGCAUCUUUGUUCCAUACCAUAAAAAUCAUUAAUUAGAGAAUCAAAAUCUCCAGAUAUAAGUACUUGUAUGUUAUUGUGUGUUACGUUAGUGUUAUAUAUUCAGUGUAUUUGUGUUCACGUAAGAAUGACGGCAGCAGUGGCAUUAAACUGAAUUGUGUACUAAAUUUUAACCUAAUAAUCUUAAAUCACUUUUGCGUUAUUUUUUAUGCCAAAUAAUGUAAUAAGAAAACUGAUUAUUAAUGAUGGUCAAACUUGAAACUUAUGUGAAAAAUCUUUGAUUUCGUUAUCAAUAAUUGCCAUAGGCAGUAAUAAAAUUACACUUAAUUAAUAUAUUGUUAACUAGUGCAGUACUAAAUAUUGCAGAGAAUGGUUUUGAUAAUUAGGUAGAUCUACAUGUGUAUUAGUGUUGUUACAUUAAUUUGCAAUAAUUGCAUAAUUAUGUGUAAUUUCAAUCUACAGGAUUAAUGUAAUGUAAAAAUGUAUAGAAGUGUAUAAAUUAUUGGGUGCUUCUGAUGAAAUACAGAGACAUGUGGAUGAAGUAUUACACAUAUUUUCAUGUAAGUUUGAAGUCAUAUAAUUCUGUGGGGUUAAAGUCGCUGACUUCAAGUCACUAGCCUUUGAGCCUUGCUCGGGGCGUUGAAUUCUGCAUGUGAAGAAGCCAUCUGGCUGGCUUACGGAAGGUCAGUGGUUCUUGUCCAGGUGCCCACUCGUGAUGAAAUAAUGCACGGAGGGGCACCUGGGGUCUUCUUCCACAAUCAAAGCUGGAAAGUUGCCAUAUGACCUAUAAUUGUGUCAGUUGUGUUGAUGUUAAACCCAACAAAAACAAACAAAACAAAUAGUUUUGUGGGCAUGCAAUUUCAUGGUUUAUGGCAAAAACAAGUAUUUGGUGGGGAUAUGAAAACGUGGAUUUCAGCUUUUGAAGGUAAAAUGAACUAGACUUUUGGGAUUUAAGAUUAGUGGAUUCAAAUAAUCACUAAAUUAAGUAAAGUAAAAUAGUCCCCUAGGAGUAUUAAUGAUUUCACAAUAUGUUUUUUCAUGGCAUAAAUUCAUUUUUCAUAUAUUUUAUACUGUGUUAAUCUAACUUUGAUCACGUCACUUUACAGGCUAGAGUGUUAAACUUGAAACAUAUUCAAUUUGUCUUUACCAGAUUUGUACAUAUUUCGGGACAUUUUUUUUCCUCCUGUUACAGUAAGAUUUUAAUCAAACGUGGUAGAAAUGAUCAGUAUUCUUGCAGCUACGGCAGUAUUUGUUUUGCAUAUUUGGUCAUUUCAGUCUCCUUGUCAAAUUGGGGAAUUUCGUUUCAUGCUGUUCAUUGACAAAAUAUGGAUAAAAUCAUUAUAGGGGUCAUAACCUCUUUGGGUUUAUCGCUAAAUUGAAAUCACGCUUAGUUGCUUUUUUGAAAUGAUAUUCUGAAAGUUUAAAACAACAACUUAAUUAUGUUGGAAGUGUUGUUUUAAAUUCUGAGGAUCUCUUAAUCUUGCUUGCCACAACAUCGUUAUUAAUUCCCGAUUAAUUUGUUACAUGCUUUCAGUUUACUUCAAUGUAAUUGUUUUGUAUCCAUCAAUUAUUUCAAAGUUAUACAAAAAUGUCAGCUUUAAACAUUCAGAUUUCUUUAAAUAUAUUUUGGAUUAUUUUGAUAGUCUAAUCAUAUCUCAGGGAACCAGCACUGAUUAAAUGUCCCGCUUUAAGCUUUCCAGUUAGAUAUACAGUCGCACCUGUACAGAAAGACUAAGUUUGGAAGAGCCAUAAAGUUGUUCUUGUUUGCAGGUAAUCUAUAUUCGCAGGGUAAUAUACAUCGAGAAUGACAAGAGUUACCUGUAGAGACAGGUGGCGCACCAUUCACAGGUUGUUUCUAGGAUUAGGUCGACUGUAAUACAAGAAAUAAUUUGACUAGAUAAUAAUUCAAAAUUUCAGUUCCAAGGAUACAUUGAAAGCUCAAAAUACUGUAUUCUAUGUAUACAGCUGAUUUGAUAUCAUUUAUGGAUGAAUGGCAUUAUAGAGAGCUCAAGUGUAAAUUAUUCAUGACAUGAAUUUUUCAAAUAGCUUAACUUUAACUUGCAUCUUGAGGAAUAUAUGGAGAAUAUAAUAUAUAUUGAUGUAAUUUUUUGUUUUGUUUACAUUUUUAUUGAGAAAAUUUAUAUUGUUGUUAACCAAAUACUAAUGGGACCAAAAUUAAGCACAUGAGAGCACUAAAUAUUAUGUCUUGUUCUAUGAAUGUAGAUUAUAAGUAUACUUGGACUAGUACUAAAGUGUUGUAAACAACAAUUAUCUUCAUGUUUAUAAUGAAUUGGAGUGGCUCAUUUACUCAUUAGAUCUGUAACUGAACCCGAGACCGAAGGUUUUACACUCUUACAUCAGAGUCCGAGAUACAAAUUUUGAUUUUGAAAACGUAUAUUUUUAAAGACAGAUUUUACUUUUCAGUCUUUAAAGUUACCAAAACCUCACAAAAUGCUGUAUUUUUGUAAAGCUAUCAGGAAAGUCCAGAAAUCUGGUAAGGUAUGAAAUUGCAGUAACUUUCCAAACUACAAUAACAUAUAAAUUUCAUAACUUUAUAUCUCUCUGUAAAAUUUUGCUGAUGUUACAGACUAAUCUGUAAGACAGUGCAUUGUGAUAUCUUCUCAUUUACUUGCUGGCAUUAAGUUCAAAUCUAGAAAAAGAAAAGACGUCAUCGUAAGCUUGAUUCUGAAACUGCAGAGUCCAAUUGCUUGGAAAAGCCAGCACUUACUUGAGGAGACAUCACUACUUAUCAAAUUGAUGUUUUAGACACAUAUCACCUUGACUUCUGCACCAUAUUAUACUGUAAAAUCGUUUUAAUUUUAUGGAAACAAAAUUUCGCAGUUUCUGCCAAAACUAUUAUCAUGUGCUAAUUUUAUGGAAACCAAAUUUCGCGGUAUCUGCCAAAAUUGAUACCUUCUGUUAAUUUUAUGGAAUCCAACUUUUGCGGUUUCUGCCAAAACUAAUAUCUUGUGCUAAUUUUAUGGAAACAAAAUUUCACAGUUUCUGUCAAAACUAAUAUCUUGUGGGUACAUGAAUUUGUGAAAGGUGAAAUUACUGUUUUUAUUUGUUUAUCAGAAUUGACUCGUCAUUUUGUGCAAUAAUGAAAAAAGUCCCCCAUGAAUAAGAACGAUUUCUCAGUAUACUUUGGUGAUACACUGUGCAGAUAUCUUGGGAGAUUUAAUGUUAUAAACAAGGUUUAUUUGAUUAUGUGAUGUAUAUAGCAUAUCAUGUACUCAUUACCCAUUCUAGUCUACAUGUUGUAUAAUAUUUCAUGUUCAGAGAGACCUGUGGAUUAAGACCAUGCAUUGCUGUGGUCUUUAACCUUUACCCUGCUAAAUUUCUAAAAUGGACUGUUCGAUCAUUCAAAGGGUUGUCCACUGAAAAUUUCCUGAUCUUGGUCUGCACUGGUUACAAAGGCAAAAUCACUUGCCGCCAGCAGGCUAAAGGUUAACACAGGUUUGACUCUGUUUUAUAUGGUGCAUGUUUAGGAUUUGUUGGGUAUAUGUGAAUUUCUCCGAGUCUAAUACAGUGGAACCUAUCAAAAGCUACAUCACUACUGAGGAAACCGCUCGAACAAUUUUUGGUCUACUUUUGAAAAAAAACACCACCUCUCUUAACAAGAAAACCCUUAGAACUGAACCUUUCUUAUGGUCCCUACACUGGUCACUUUAGAGAGGUUCCAUUGUAUGAACAGAUACAAGUGCCGUUAUUAAAGACCUUUAAAAAUAGUAUACUGCAUGCUAAAGCAUGCUUUGUUUUAUACGUAACUUUUGUGUAGAAUUUAUAUAUAUAAUCAUCUUGGAUGCUUAUGUGCACAUAAUGACUCUGUAUAUAAAGUAAUCAAUCUGAAUACAUGAAUGUUUUGGUGCAUUUCCAGCAUCACAGAUACAGGAACAUUGCUUAUGCCAACAUUUUUUCAAGGUUUUGUUUCCAUAUGAAGUGCUUUUUUCUAUCUAAAAUUAGUUUUACUAGAAAUAUUGCCUAGCAACCAUUUAUUCAGGCCAUUCACUUUCUAUACAAGUGCUGUUACUCAUAUAAAAUCAGUUUUACAUUUUAUAAAACAUGAUAGAUACCUUUCAGAGUUCAUUUGUCUAUUCAUACAUUUUUAACCGAUGGAAAUACAUUAUAUUUUAAUUCAAAGAUACAUCCGUGUUGUAAAUAAAUGGGAAGUUUGACCGAAAUAAAUUACGAGUAUACUAGUGUAUCAUCUGCUUAGCAUAAAAUUGUCAUAUCUUUAUAUGUAUAGAAACGGAUACAGUAAUUUUAUACCAAGGUGACGAGUCUUAGGAGUGUACAGCGAUUUUUCUUAAGUGUUAUUUAAAUUCAAUAAUUUUACAUUUUACUCAUGUGAAGAUAUACAUCAACUAUUUUUUGCCUGUUGUUAGUUGAUAAAAUAGUGUUGUUAUUGAAGAAUAAUUAUACAAUGAAAAUAUUUUUGUCAAUCAUGAAUUUUGUCAUGGCUGCUUUACUAAGAAUUGCACGCCACUGGAAAAAAAAGAUGCUUUAAAUUCUUGUCAUUCACAGGCAUUUAUUGUCAUGUAUUUACACUUACAUGUAUUAUGUCGUGAUAUUAUUCACAAAUGCUAACUUAGCAACAUGCAUAUCUAAGAUUUUAGUAAAGAUACCAAAUUUGCA
Mercenaria mercenaria is the source of this 10670-nucleotide messenger RNA. RefSeq lists its product as uncharacterized. The record is from RefSeq and is a predicted model, not a curated record. Lineage: Eukaryota; Metazoa; Mollusca; Bivalvia; Venerida; Veneridae. The transcript has 7 exons. Bases 92 to 2275 code for a protein of 727 amino acids. Gene Ontology annotation, molecular function: protein binding.